Messenger RNA from Gilbertella persicaria, 2454 nucleotides. RefSeq lists its product as uncharacterized. Gene Ontology annotation, molecular function: DNA-binding transcription repressor activity, RNA polymerase II-specific; RNA polymerase II cis-regulatory region sequence-specific DNA binding; protein binding. Bases 1 to 2454 code for a protein of 817 amino acids. The record is from RefSeq and is a predicted model, not a curated record. NCBI's taxonomy places the organism in Eukaryota, Fungi, Mucoromycota, Mucoromycetes, Mucorales, Choanephoraceae. The transcript is spliced from 5 exons. Gene Ontology annotation, biological process: regulation of transcription by RNA polymerase II. Gene Ontology annotation, cellular component: nucleus.
AUGUACAGUAAACAGAAAAAGCAGGCUUCAGCUGAACUCAAUAUGGACGAUAUUGACGCGUUGCUCAACUCAAACCUUGAAGAAGGUCACCAAGAUAUUGACAUGAACGACCCUGAACUAUUGAAACAACUGCAAGAACUAUCUUCUUCUUCUGUUUCAAGCAAACCAAAGCAAACAGAAAAGCCCAAGCAGCAGCCUAAAGAUAUAUACAUUGAUCUUGACUCUUACGCAGCACUUGCUCAAGGUGACGAUGAUAUCCAAGUAGAAUUGGAUGAAAGAGAUAUGAAUGAUUCAUUAUUGCUUAAUGAGCUUUCUUCUCUUUCAAACAAUGAGUCUAGAGAGCAGCAAGAAGCUCCUUUAGAGCAGGCCCUUGAACUUAUCAAUAUGGGAUUUACUCAACAACAAGCACAAAAGGCCUUGGAUAUGUUUGACAAUAACAUUGAAAGAGCUGCCAAUUAUUUAUUUGAUUCACCACCUGAAGUUGUUGAAGUUGUAACAGAAAACAAACGACAAGAAGAUAUACCUGAGCCUACAGACAACAAGAGACAAAAAAUUCUUGAACAAGAUCCUCAAUACUGGCAAAAGAAAGCACAAGAAUACCAACAAUUGGCUUUAGAGGCCAAAAGACAAGGUGACAAGAAGAAAGCUGUAACGCUGCUUAGAGAAUCAAAGAAUUACAGUCAGAAAUACAAUGAUUUGAUGGCUGAAGAUCAUGUAGAACAAUCCAUUGCUCCACAAACUCCACCUAAAGAAAGACCACAGACCCCCAAUCCUCCUGAGCCACAGCAGAUCUCCGAAACUGUUGUUUCUAAUACUCAACCUGCUCCUGCUCUUUCGCCAGCACAAGUAUCUCAAAUCCAAGAAUUGCUUUCAAAAGUCAUCAGUUUACAAAAGCAGUAUAAAGAAGCAGCAUUGCAUUAUAAAAAACUAGGCAACCUUGCAGCAGCAAAGCAAAUGGUCCGCACAUCCAAAGAGCUUUUGCACACUGGCAUUCGUCUCAAAAAUGGCGAGAUCAUAACAGCUCAAUUACCCGACGCACCCGACAUGACUUUAGGCGAUGGAAAAAUCCGUCAAAUACAAGAAUUUGAACUUGGUACACACGAUACCUCUUUUGAACAAAUCGAAGCCCAACUCACUUAUGAAAUCGACGUUUGCCACAACCUGUCAAUUCAUACCCGUACUAGCAAAAAUACCAAGAAAUCAAACGCAUUGGCUGAUUCUCAACAUGUCAAUAUUUAUUCUAGACUUGAAAAGGCUUUUUCUGCUGAUUUAAUGGUACUUCGUGCUAACCAACCCAAUAUUCCCAGCCUUCAUUUUGAACAAGUCAAUUAUAUCUACAAAAAUAUCAUGGAUUCUAUCCCUGAAAACAUGAUGCAGUUCAAAAUUAUUCGUGCUACAAGUUUACCCACGCUGGACAUUUCUACCAAGUUAGAUCCCUUUGUCGUUUGGGAUUUUGGAGGUUGGCCACCUGAAAACACAGCACAGGCAGCCAUGAACAAAGGAGAAACGCCUGUAGCCUCUGGUAUUGAUCCAGAAUUCGAUUUUGAAAUGCAGAUACCUAUCAGUCGUACUAAUCGAUUAUUUAUGCGCUAUUUACAACGCAAGAAAUUGUCAAUUGAAGUGCUUCAUAAUAAAUACAGCUAUGGCUUGUUUCGAAGACCUGUUUCUUUGGGUAAAAUUACGAUUCCUAUGGACAAAUUGCUCACAAAAACCUCUAUCUCCGAUACUUUUGAUCUUUUGGAUAGUAGUCGAAAAAAGACGGGCGGAAAAAUUGAAGUCCAAAUCAAUCUUAGAGAACCAUUGACAGGCGAAGAUAUCGUGAAGCGAUCAGAACGUUGGCUUGUGCUGGACGUACCUGGAAGCAAUGCUUCUAGACUCAUGUCAGAAGCUGGAUUGACGACAGGAGGUCCUUAUGUUCCUUCUGGUAGUGGGACUACACAGCCUCAAGUUGCUGAAACUAGUGGACAAAACUCACCUGUUGCAGACCCAAAACCUGAAACACCAUUGCAACAACCAUCAGACCUUAUUUCUGAAACAAACAACCAAGCGAAACCUAUUGCAAACGACAGCGAGCUAGAAGCGGCAGAAGAAGAAUUCAACAAUGUGGAUAAUAUUGUUUCAAACAUGGUAUUGGAGCAUGAAUUAAAAAUAGUCAAUGCCAAUCUAGUAACGAAACAAUCGGCCAAAAUAAAAGAAGAUUUAAUGGACAGAAAACAAGCGUUAGAAAUCAAGAUGAAUAUGCUUGUGAUUCAAGUACAAACAGGUAUUCUGGACAUGGACACUUACUUGGAAAAUGUACAGAAACGCAUGGAGGCCGAUCGACGUUUAGCUCUCAUCUUCAAAAAGUAUAACCGUCUCGAUCUGGCUAAAGCUGCUUUAGCACGCAAGAAAAUCAUGCAAGAUGAAGUAGAGGAAGCAAAAGCUGCUAUGGCUGAGCAAGAAGCAGAAGAAUAA